Messenger RNA from Gavialis gangeticus (Gharial), 1423 nucleotides. It is a transcript of the gene CUNH1orf21, whose product is annotated as chromosome unknown C1orf21 homolog. The coding region runs from base 276 to 746 and encodes 156 amino acids. The transcript has 7 exons. Lineage: Eukaryota; Metazoa; Chordata; Crocodylia; Gavialidae. The record is from RefSeq and is a predicted model, not a curated record.
CUGCCGCCGCGAGAGGAGCGGAGCGGAGCGGAGCGGACACGGGCUGCAGCCGCUGCCUCCUCUCCCGCCCCGCGCAGCCCGAGCUCCGGCCCGCCCGCAGCCCUGGGACGGGGGGGACCCGGGCGGGAGGAGGAGGAGGAGGAGGAGGAGCAGCGCGGCUGAGGUAAAAGUAUCUUGACAACCAAUCAAGAAAGUGGAUUAUUUUUUAAACUAUGUGCGUGCGUCUGUAGAAAUGAUUUGUGGUUCAGUCCAGCUGGAGCUGACUGAAUGAAGCUAUGGGCUGUGCAUCAGCCAAGCAUGUUUCUACUGUUCAAAACGAAGAGGAAGCUCAGAAGGGGAAGAACUACCAGAAUGGAGAUGUGUUCGGUGAUGAGUACAGGAUCAAACCAGUGGAAGAAGUCAAAUACAUGAAAAAUGGAGAAGAUGAUCAGAAAAUAGCAGCCAGGAAUCAAGAAAACUUGGAAAAAAGUGCCAGUUCAAAUGUAAGACUUAAGUCUAAUAAAGAGAUUCCAGGAUUAGUUCAUCAACCCCGAGCAAAAAGAUCUGCAGCUUCCCUAUUGAGCCAAGAUGGCCUCCCGGCCCCUGUGCCACCUUUUUUGCAUACAGCAUGCACAUCUCUGAAAGCCAACAGGAAUUCUUCAGAAUGCUGGAUGAGAAAAUUGAAAAGGGUCGUGAUUACUGUUCAGAAGAGGAGGAUGUCACAUAGUGCCAGUUCUGCCAAUCAAAACAGGAAUACUGCUGUGUAAAUAGAUUACAACCCAGUCAAGAUCUCUUGGAAGUCUUCUAGAGCGAAACAGCACUACAUAAUAAAAGAAGAUCAUUUCCACAUUGUAUUCUCCAUUCAAUUACAGUGUUUCUUAAUGGACAGAUAAGGAAUAUUGCUAAGAACUCUUGGAACUGUCUUUGUUGCUGCUAGUUAAAACUUGUUGCAACUUUUCACUUUUCUGUGUCCAGGUAUGCAGCAAAUCCUUAAAAUUAAUCUGAAAGAUGCUGUUGAUUUUACUAAGGCUACUGGCCUAUUUUCUAUUGGGUGAGGUAGUAUUAUACAGAACUUCCAUAACUGAACAUGCAAGCAUCUAAGACCCCUGUAUGCUGUUUGUCAGUCCACAUGUGGGCUGGAGUGCUUCUUAUUCCUGGUGAUUUCAAGCUUUGGAGAUGGGAUAUUUCGCCAUGGUAGGCCUGGUUUUUCUGCUGAGAAGAAGUUGAGAAACUAUUAUCCAUUAAAAGCAUGUUAUCACACAUACUGGAAGUGAUACAGGAGCUGAAAUCUGUAUUUUAAAGAAAAAAGUUUCAUUUAAUAGGUAUCUUAAUCAAGGACUAAGCUUGCAGUAUUGGUAUUGCUGAGCGCAAAUGGAAGUGUGAUCGCAAUCAUUUUGAUUCCCCUUUUUUUCUAAGAAAAUAAACAUUUUACUGUUGUUAUGUA